CAGAGCUUAAUCCUUUUGAUAUCUAAGAUAUCUGGAAUAAGUGAAUUUUCCUCUGGAGAGGAGUGUGGAAGCCGCAAUGCUAAAGUCAUAAAUUCACGCUAAAAAGCGUGAUCCCUUAUUACGCACCCUAGCAUCCAUUAUGGAAGUUCACCAAGAUAGUACCGCUGUUGCAGAACAGCCAGCUAAUGUAGAGAAGAAGAAGAGCAGAAGAGGAUUCAAGUCUAGACAAAAGGCUGCCGAAAAAUUCAGGACCCACAAGAAUGAGACCAAAGGAGCCGAGUUCAUCAAGAACCGAAUCAACUCCAUGAGAUCAGCUUUUGGAUUCAUCCCUGAUGAGUUGUUUGGCCCUAUGACUGCAUCAUUGCAAGUUGUCAAGCCCGUUCAGGAAGUCGAAAUUUCAACACAUAAACUUCCUGAAGUUGCCGCCAAGACUGUUGAGACGCUCGUUAACGCCUGUAAAGUACCCACCACUAAUAUAUUACAAGACAUCGAAACAGUGCUGUUAGCAGCUAGUCUCCAGCUCGAAGCUAAGCUACUUCGGACCCUGCAUUAGAUAUACGUGUUGAGAGAACAUGUAAUAAUCUACAACAGUCGAUUCUCCCGGUUGCUGUUUAUCUGGACCAGAUUGGUAGAGUAGAGGUCGAUCAACAGACCUUUGUGCCCAGAGAAGGUCAGAGCGAGGAAGGAGAGCUAUUAAGCUUUCCAUACGGAAAGCUUCCCGACGCCAACUUGUUCAAUCGCGAUCGGUUUAGAUUCAUUUCAGAAACCUUAUUGACCGCAGAUGGUAUCGAGUACCAUCCCGCAGGGACG
This is a messenger RNA of Coccinella septempunctata (seven-spotted ladybird), 810 nucleotides long. RefSeq lists its product as uncharacterized. Bases 140 to 553 code for a protein of 137 amino acids. The transcript has 2 exons. The record is from RefSeq and is a predicted model, not a curated record. Lineage: Eukaryota; Metazoa; Arthropoda; Insecta; Coleoptera; Coccinellidae.